Molecule: messenger RNA, 1757 nt
Organism: Caenorhabditis elegans
Lineage: Eukaryota; Metazoa; Nematoda; Chromadorea; Rhabditida; Rhabditidae
Gene: C38H2.2
Product: Glycoprotein-N-acetylgalactosamine 3-beta-galactosyltransferase 1
Cellular component (GO): membrane
Molecular function (GO): glycosyltransferase activity; N-acetylgalactosaminide beta-1,3-galactosyltransferase activity
Source: RefSeq, marked reviewed
AUGUGCUGUUGAUAUGGCAAACUGGCCACGUGUUUCUCCUCUCGCCUACGUGGCGCUUGGCGUUCUUCUCGGUUUGACCAUUUCAAUAAUAUCUCAGACGGGAACGACAACCUACGACGCUGCCUCACGGAUAGCCAUACUACGAGCCAACCGAGGGGAUCCACAAGUUGACGAGCACGAUCAUGCACAUGGAAAUGAUCCGCACGGAGACGAAGAAGUCGACGAUCAUCACGCGAACUUUGCGCCCGUCCAAUUCCAUUCCAACAACUCAUCGCAUAGCCAUGAUGGUGAAAGUCUGAUAGCCGACGAAGUUGCGAAGAAGGUUCGCGUCUUCUGUUGGAUUCUCACCGGAAAACAGAAUCACGAUAAACGCGCGAAACACGUCAAAGCCACCUGGGCCAAGCGGUGUAAUAAGUACGUAUUCAUGUCAUCAGAAGAGGAUGCAGAACUCCCAGCCAUCAACCUAAAUGUCUCUGAAGGCAGAGAUUACUUGUGGGCAAAAACAAAAGGAGCAUUCAAAUACAUUUAUGACCAUCACCUGAACGACUACGACUGGUUCCUGAAAGCCGACGACGAUACCUAUGUGGUGAUGGAAAAUCUCCGGUUCAUGCUAUUGGCUCAUUCACCGGAUGAGCCAAUUCACUUUGGAUGCAAGUUUAAGCCAUUCACACAGGGAGGAUAUCAUAGUGGUGGAGCUGGAUAUGUGCUCAGUCGGGAGGCACUGAAAAAAUUCAUUGAAGUAGCGCUGCCGGACAAAUCGUUGUGCUCUCAGAAUCAUGGUGGAGCCGAGGAUGCGGAGAUGGGCAAAUGCUUGGAGAAGGUUGGAGUGAAAGCUGGAGAUUCCAGAGAUGCCGAUGGACAUCAUAGAUUCAUGCCUUUCGUGCCGGAACAUCACUUGUCGCCUGGCCACGUUGACCCCAAGUUCUGGUUCUGGCAGUACACUUACUACCCAAUGGAUCAAGGACCUACGUGUUGCUCUGAUUACGCAGUCUCCUUCCACUACGUCAACCCGAACUUGAUGUAUGUGCUCGAGUAUCUCAUCUAUCACUUGAAGCCUUUCGGUAUCGAUCGCGCGAUUCGAGUGCCAAAGAACGAAACAAUAAUCCAUACGGCUUAUUCGAUCUCUCGAUCCGAACGUGGACAAGACGAUGCGUUCCGGGAUCGGCCGGAAGUUGCUGUAUAAGCAAAUUGUUGUUUUUCUUGCAGUCUAUGUUGUUAGAUAUCAUUUACCGACUUUUUUGUCCAAUACCCGGGUGAUUUUCUUCCAUUUUUUAUUUGUUUUUGUUCCAACUGCUUCGCUUGGGCUUCUCUCUUUCCUUCUCUCUCUACGUCAAUACAUUCCAUGACUGUUCUCCACCCUAAUUGCCGCCUCUUCUGCAUUUCUUUCCUCUUUCUCAAGUCAUUUGAAUUACGGUAGACAUUGCGCGUCAAAUCUGAUGUAUUGGAAAUAAUUUUCGAUGUUUAUCAAUUGAUCAAUAUAUUUGAAAGCCGUCCUGUCUACCAAGGUUCGACUCCCAAAGUGUUUAGUGAAUUGUUUUUUGGAUAUUUUAGUUUAAAAUUUCUGCUUACGGGAAUCAUCAGAGUUUUACAUGUAAAUGUGGUUUUUUUAAUUCAAUUUGAAAGACGAUCGGCCGAUCACACCCUGUGCCUUUUCCAAUGUUUUGUUUGUUUUUUCUAGUCAAUCUUGUUCAUUUCUCUCUGUGUGUGGAAUUUUUUCUUUUGAAGAAAAUUUAUAAAAAUAAAUUGGCUUUAUUAUU